CUUUCUUUUUGUAGCGGAGUUGCACCUUGCACUUGCGAUUGCAAUUCCGUCAAUGCACUUGAACUAAUAUUUAAGCAGCCGUAUUCACAUCUAUCGUCCUUACUUUGACUGCAUAUUGCAAAUAUCCGUUCUAGAGUCUCUUUCUGCGCAUGCAAGCACGAUCUGACCCCUCCGAUCCUCAUCAGAUAGCUGGUUUCUUUUUGCUGCAACGCGAAAUUACCUACAAUUUGCGCCGACUCCAAACAUUUCCUAGUUCGACCACGUCCUUUUGUCGACCAGUUCUUGCGCGAUUGUCGCUUGAAUCAUGGAGUCCGACGAGAUUUCCGAUCAGUUUUUCACCUACGAUGGCAGACUAGAGUCAUUCAAGACUGCGCAUCCAGUCGCGCGCCGUCCAUCUAAUGCCAAGGGCAAAGGGUCAAAGACGCUUACAUGGCCCCAUGAAGAACCGAACCCUGUUCAACUCGCCCAAGCUGGACUUUUCUUCGAGCCGACACCUGACGCCCCAGAUAAUACCGUCUGUUUCCUGUGUAUUAAGGCUAUGGCAGGAUGGGAGUCAAGUGAUAGCCCCUUGGAAGAACAUCUUCGUUUGUCUCCACACUGUGGAUGGGCCAUUGUGGCGGCUAUCGACGCCGGGUUGGGAGAUUAUGCAGUAGACGAUCCUACUGGCACUGAGAUGACCGAAGCGCGCAAAGCCACGUUCGCCGGACGAUGGCCUCAUGAUGGCAAGCGCGGUUGGAAAUGCAAAACCAAGCAGCUUGUCGAUGCAGGUUGGAAAUACACUCCAACUGUUGACUCUGAUGAUAUGGUCAGCUGCACGUAUUGUUCCCUUGCUCUUGACGGAUGGGAACCCAAGGACGAUCCUUACGAGGAGCACUACAGGCGCUCUCCAGGAUGUCAAUUCUUCAAGCUAUUGACCCAGUACAAGAAAGGACUGGCCAAGAAGAAGGGUAGAGGCAAGGGUGCUAGAGCUUCCCAGUCGUCCCGACUUUCUGCCCAGUCGGUUGCUUCUACAGCAGCGUCGGACAUGGCAUCACUGCUUGAAAAUCCUGUCGAUCACGAAGAGAGUGUUAUGACCACCACUUCUGUUAUGACCCAAGGUGGCACGAAACGUAGCAGGGCGAAGAAGGGUACGGCCGUUAAGGGUAAGAAGACCAGGGCCAAGAAGGAGGCACCAGUUGAGGUGCUUGAAGACGAACCCGAGGUAGAGCAAGAACUACCUCCCCCACCCCCGCCGAAACCCACUCGAGGACGUAAACGAGCUAGCGACACCUUGGACGAUUCGGUGCUGACUACAGCGGAAGCACCAGCGACAAAGAAGCGAGCCACGCGCGCUCGAAAGAGGAAUACCGCCGAUGCCUCUGUCAUUGAUCAAGAUCACGAUCUGGAAAUGGUCGAUGCUAAUCCCGCACCAAAGUCAAAGGCGAAGGGCAGGAAGGGAAAAGCGACUACUAUUCGCAAAGGAAGAAACCUUUCGGAGGCGUCGACCAUCUCUACCACAUCCCAACAAGAAGACGCUGCUCAUGUGAUGGAUGACGAAGAGCUUGACAGACAGCUGGAGGCCGAUUUUGACCGCCCACUAUCUGAUGAUGAGAACAUCGCGGCUGAUUCGGAUUCAGACCGCAAGAGAGCCCCAGUGAAGUCAAAGGGCAAGAAGGCAACGACAAAGAAAGCUGCUACUGCGAAUCAUGAUGAGGCACGCAACGAUCAUGCUAUGUUCGAUCCAGAGCCCCCUACCAUUGAUGAAGGUGUCGUCGACGCUGAGCUGCAGGCAAUGGCAACAGAGUUGGAGAUCGAUCAAGACGAGACUCUCCAGGUUCCCAAGAAGGGUCGCAAGGCUGGCACUAGGAAGGCUUCUAAACAGACUACCAAGAAGGCCAAAGUACAGGAGCCCGUGGAGCCUGAGCCUGAACCUGGGCAACAGGACGCUGAGACUGCUAAUGAGGAUGAGUUGGCCGAGGGUCAUGAUGUGAGCAUCGUUAGCAAUGCGACUCUGGUUCGGACGAGCCUGUCGUCUAGCGCUGCUCCCAAGAAGCGUGGUCGACCGAGUAAGAAGGCUGCAGCAGCGAGUUCAGACUAUGCCAAGCCCGACGAACUUGCUGAUGGUGAAGCAAGAGUUGACAGCUCAUUCCGUUCUGAGCGUCGCGUGUCUGCAGAAAAGGCGCCCGUAGUCAAAAAGAAGUCUCUUGAGGCCCUAGCUUCCUCUUCCACAUCGGCUGACAAGCCACUCCCCCUACUUCCAGUUCCGUCCGAGGAACCUCAGGCUCCGACAACGCCCAAGGCCGCUAUCUCGCCUGCCCAGGCUGCAAGACAGGCCGUCGUCUCGCCGUCUCCGUCGCCACAAUCAUCUGACGCCGAGAACGAGCCGCCUUCUUCGAAGCCGUCGAAUACCGCAAACAGCAACAGAGUCGCCCUGGCCCCAGUUGCCGCCACACCGGUUCGAUCUUCACCAUCCAAGCGUAACGUUCUAGCCGGUCUGCAAAGCACCGUUCCCUGGACUGCAACUGAUGUCGAGAUGGUCUUCGAGGAUUUGGACAAGGAAAACACGCUUGGAUCGGCUAAGUACCUGAAGAGCGGACCGGAUUUGACAAGUCCCGAGAAGCGGAUGACCGUCGAGGAGUGGAUAUACCACAACGCAGAGGAGGCGCAACAGAAGCUGAAGCUUGAGUGUGAAACCAUGGUUUCGGCUUUCGAGAGGGAAGGUACCAGAGCCUUGCAGGCGCUGGAGGGCCUUGUUAUCGAUUGAACCGGUGGGACGGAUGAUGAUGCCUUGAAAUAGCUAGACUUUUGCUUUUCUGGGCCUAUGGUAGAUGGUUUCUACCAUAACUGUUGGAACCCAUAUGGAAGCACUGCAUGAAAAGUUGGCACUAUUAGUGUCUACUAUGUCACGAUACUUACGCCGGCGUUGGGGAUGCUUGUAUUCGGAUACAGAAAUGGGAAUGGAGACUGGAUGAAGGGUCUAGGCUAGAUUCGAUGUUUUACAUCCGGUCAUUAGAUGAUAAUGUCUCAACCAAUACAAACGAACAAAUUCAAUGAA
Molecule: messenger RNA, 3034 nt
Organism: Annulohypoxylon truncatum
Lineage: Eukaryota; Fungi; Ascomycota; Sordariomycetes; Xylariales; Hypoxylaceae
Exons: 4
Coding region: 305-2743 (812 amino acids)
Source: RefSeq, a predicted model, not a curated record